Cyclocybe aegerita is the source of this 1101-nucleotide messenger RNA. Lineage: Eukaryota; Fungi; Basidiomycota; Agaricomycetes; Agaricales; Hemipholiotaceae. The record is from the annotation of a GenBank genome assembly.
AUGGUAUGGUAUUGCAGCAGGCGGUGCCAGGAAUACCAUUGGGUCGGACAUCUAUUCUCUUGUAAUCUGAAGCGAGAGCUCACUACCGCAGACCAUCUGGCCCUCGCCAUUCGAAAGAACCUGCUCCCUGUCGAUAACCCAACCCUACUCGAAUACGGUUUUCGCCGUGCGUUUUCUUUCGAAAACCAAAGAAAACUGCCUGGUCUCUACGCCGGGCUUGUUGAAGCUCUGAAAGUCAAGCCGAAAGCGAUUCAACGUUGGAGAAAGGAGGGCAUUCUCGUGCAGGAGAUCAAGAAGUGCUUCGAGGCAAUACCUGCUGCGAGCCGGGGCAGCUACUAUCCAUGGUUCCUGGAAAACCAAUGGGUGCUCGACGGCAAGCCACUUGAUCCAGAGGAGUCGAACGGCAAAUUCCUCAGGGAAGGCUGGAUAUUCACUGGCGGGGACCCUAACUCUCCCAUGUAUGAAAUCAAGGCGACCAUUGAGCGAUGGCCCAAGAACAAGCUUAUCUGUUUCCACAUGUGUGGAAUCAUGCUCCUCCACUUCCACCCCGCUCCAUCUGACAUGAUGUGGGUACCAUUCGGGUUCUGCACUUGCGAUGAGAAUUCCGAGCUCGAGCUGGGUGGCAUAUAUGAAGGACUGCUGAAGCAGUGUACCUUUAAAGAUUUUUACGAGGCGUUUGAAUCGUCUCAGCUUCUCAAGCUUUUCCGAGCCAAGGGAUGGGGCCCAAGCAUCGCCAGGUUUCCUUACCUCGAAGGCGUCCUUGAGAAGUCCCCGCACUGUCUCUCCGUCUGGGAACUAAAGCAAUAUCUCAUAUUGGAUGCUGAAGACUACCCCAUGCCCCCUUUCCCUACCGUGUCACUCGACUACGGUUUCUUCAAUUGCCAGAACAGGGAAGAGGAAGAAUUGAGCGCCGCUUACAGGGCUUUUUUUGCCAAACGCGAUGCCGACCCUCUGGCAUUACAGCAGGCAGUCGUUCAAGGCAACGUCUUUGAAUACAUGUGCGGUGUGGUCAAGUUGAAGAACAAGAAGACUCUGCGACGUUUGAUGAAGAAUCGAUUUGGCCUCAACUCGUCGCAAAAACCUGGCCUCAAUCCGUUCUAA